This is a messenger RNA of Capsaspora owczarzaki ATCC 30864, 1148 nucleotides long. RefSeq lists its product as hypothetical. Lineage: Eukaryota; Filasterea; Ministeriida; Capsasporidae. The coding region runs from base 50 to 1012 and encodes 320 amino acids. The transcript is spliced from 8 exons. The record is from RefSeq and is a predicted model, not a curated record.
CUUUUCUUUUUUUUUUGUGUGUGUUUGGCUUCCUUUCGCUUCAACCAGGAUGAUCGGACAGCGCAUGCUCGCUGCCAGUCUCCUCGUGCUUGCGAUUGCCACUCACCAUGCGCUUGCGGCCAACUUUGUCUUUGGGCCCAACACGAAGGUCGUGGCUGACGUCUGGGACGCCGAGAACCAGCUCAUUCUGCAGCCGUCGGGCCGGCUGAUUGUCACUGGCGGAGACAACAUUUACGAGAUUGUUCGCUCUGGAUCAACGUACACGAAGAUUCCGCUCAUGUCGGGUCCUGGCUACUAUCUCGGUCUCUCGCAGGUGAACAACACGCUGUACGCGCUCCAGUCCGUGCCUGGUUGCUCGACGAACGAGUCGGCGACGACCAACUUUCUGCUCAGCGCUCCGAUCGUCGAUGGAAAGCAGCUCGUGUUCAGCAAAAUCUACGCAAUUCAAUCCUUCACACUGCCCAAUGGCAUGGCAUUCUAUGACAACAAAUUUUACAUUGCCGAUACGGCAUACACUGGCUCUGGCAAGAUUGCGACACUCGCCUUGUCACCUUCCGACCCAAACGUGAUUACCGCGCAAGUGACCUUCUUGACAACGGCUCAAGCUGAGGCGCCCAACGGCGUCAAGAUUUUCAACAACACGCUGUACUACUCGUCCUUGGGCACGGUCAAGUCUGUGCUGCUGACGCAGUCUCCGCCAAAGCCCGUCGCUCUCUUCACGUUGGACACGGUCUUGGACGACAUGAACUUGCUGAAUGUCGUUGGCUACCCCAACACUCUUCUGAUGGUGUGCAACUACCUUGAAGGCGAGAUUGUGCUCUGGGAUUUGACCGAGUCCAAGCAGGUGUACAAGACUCGUCUUGAAGGAUUCUCUGGCCCAUCCAGCUUGCAGAUGACCGGUGGUGCGCUGGGCUUCCCGCUCGACUCUGUGCUUCUCACUGACAAGGGUGUCGUGUGCUCCCACACGGCCACUGGCAACUUUUUGUCCUACUUUACCAUUGUUUACCAGUGAGCGGAUUCGUUCCCUCCUGAGUGAAUGCUUGUUUUCAUGUGUUGAUAUUAGUCCCCCAUUUUUGAAUUUUUCUCAUGGUUAUCUGUUGAUUGUUUUGUUGAUUGUUUGUGUGAAUACUACUGAAUUUCUUUCAACG